AUGGCUCUGGGACGAGGAACUGGUCAGUCAGGGAACAGCUCAAAGUCUGUGGAUAAGGAAAGAAAAGUAACAUUGUUAGGCGGGGCACAAACGGAGCAUCGCAGCGACAGCCGUUCAAUCGUCCGUCACAAAGGCUCUUCUGAGGUUAAAGUCGUGAAAUCAUUGCGAGAGAGGUUCAAUGACAAGUACAACAAAGAAUAUAUGCCCUUAUAUUUGAAAGUCCACCCGAAGUUUGAACAGUUACAAAAGGGGGAAGAAACUGACAGUGGAAUUCCAGAUAAUCUUGAACAAGGAUGCAGUAUACUUCCGACAGCAGAGGAAAUUGGGGAUUUCAAUACUGCUUGUCAGAAGCUGAGUAAAGUGCAGGGCAAGUUGAAAGAUGCUAGGAAGCAUAAUCCUGACGAGGUCGCAAGCUUAGAAUCUGAAAGGCAACUUGCUGAACAUGAUAAAAUAUCAAAAGAAAAACAUAUCGAGAAUGCUAUGAAACGACUAUGUGUAGUAAUUAGUCAGCAGAGUAAUGAAGAAAUCAGUUCACCUGUCAAAGAGGCUUACAUACGCGUUAUUGUAUAUUGGAAUGAGAGGAAAUUGGAAUACCUUGCAAAAUCAAUCGAACUCCUUACAGUGGCCAGAGACAAUCAAAGAAUCAUCUCUGCAUUUCCACCUCAUUCAGUAGAUCAGAAAUAUCAGAUCCAAAAUCUCGCAACUCAAUUUCAAGCAAUAUAUGAGGAAGUAGAAGGUCAAAGGCAAUCUGAGAUAUCUAGAGAGAGUAUAGACUUGCUAAAGAAGGAUAUACAAGACCUUCGAGAUAUAGGAAAGCAAAUUGACGGUAUAAAUCAAUCUGUGAAGGCGAGUUUCGAACCCUACGAGAAAGCUAUAGCAAGUGCAAUUGGUGCUACCGAAAUAUUAUGGAAGAAUCAUCAAAAAGGAGUGAAGUUCGAAGAUUUGAAAGAUAUAGGUAGCGGCCAAGAGAAGAAGGGAACAGAGAAUUCUAAGACUCAUAUACGUUGGGAAGAUCCACCAAAGAAAUGA
This is a messenger RNA of Fomitiporia mediterranea MF3/22, 1029 nucleotides long. RefSeq lists its product as uncharacterized. Bases 1 to 1029 code for a protein of 342 amino acids. The transcript has a single exon. Lineage: Eukaryota; Fungi; Basidiomycota; Agaricomycetes; Hymenochaetales; Hymenochaetaceae. The record is from RefSeq and is a predicted model, not a curated record.